GCAGUUGUUGAAGGAUCUGGUCCACGACGCGGAGAUGGGAAAGGAGUCUUGAGUGUUGGAAUGGCGCCAUUCGAACAGAACGUUGAUGCCAUGGAAAGAUCUGCUCCGCAUGCAUCACAGAUGGAAGGGGCCUCUGCAACGAGAUGGCCAGGCCCGCCGCCUGUCGCGAUGACCCGCACUAACAACCAGCCUCCAGCCUCCAGUGCAGCGUGCAGGCGAAAAAAAUCCAUCCCCCCUCGCCGAUCGAACGAAUUCCUCGGACGCAUCUGACAACGAAUGUCCGGGCUACAUAGAGCGCUCCAAGUGUUUGCAGGCUGAUCAAAGCUGGACCGCUGCGUUUCCCCGAGAGGCCAACACUUCCAUCCUCCAUGACAGGACAGGUAUUUUCUCGACUAUUUUACUCCGCGGGCAGACCCGCAUUUCCUUCGGGAAGAGAGCCGCCCCUCUUCGGCAGCAGCUCGGAUCAGUCGCGAGAUUUGGCGUGCCCCGGCCCCAGUGAGACCGGGCUGGCUUCUAAUCUGGCACCCCGCAGUGUGUCACCCCCCAGUCCUGGGGAGAAACGAGCGGACGGGCGCUUCUGGGGACACUUUACUUGCUCGCAACGCAUCUACUCGCCUGCUUCGUCUGCUUGCUUGGGCGUCUACCUGGACAGGGUGAGCCGCAAAAACGUUCCUAAAGCCCAGCUCGGACGGCCUCGCCCCGCCCCGUGACCUGCGGAAGAGAAGAUCCGUAUUUUGAUACCCCCGCCUGGGGCCGUGUGGUGGGGAGCGGAAGCCGCAGGUCCCUUGCAGCGAAUCCCGCUGGGGGCGUGGAGACCGUGAGGCCGUAGACUCUCCCUCUCUCUCUCUCUCUCUCUCUGAGUACGCGUACAAGGCAGUAUUUCGGUGUAUUUGGAAAAUUCGGCGAGGUCGAUGUCGACUGUGCAUUCGACGAUUAGGCAGUCUUAGUGGGCGCUGCCAAUUAUUGUCCUUGUCGUCUUUUGAUUGGAAGAUCUGACCACUUUACUAUCACGCACGAGGAGGACGUACCUGUCAGCGAUUUCAAAGAAGAUCUUUCCAGUCGCUCCCUCCGUUUCGCUUGCUGCGUUCCGAGUUUUUUCACCGGAGCUGGAGCUGUGUUCUUCCUUCGGAUCGGAUCAGCUGGUCGUGCGUCCUCUCUCCUCGUGCGGGUGAAUUGGGACCGAGACCUUCCGGUUUUCGAAUUUUCACCUUGUGACUCGGUUCUUACGGGAAGCCAGUGUCCUAAAUCAGGCAGCCCGAGAAGCCAUAAAUUCUCGUUUUCCUUGGCAAUUGGGAAGCAUCAAGCGGUUUGCGGACUUGCGCGCUCGGACUCGGGACACUGAUUUGCUCACUCGCUUCUGCUCUGCAUCUGUGGAAGGUCGCUCUGCACGAGCUACCUGCCCCCCGCACAGGAGACCGAUCUAUAAGAGAUAGAUUGUUCGAACACUCGAGCCACUUGUUCGCCGAUCGUGAAAAGCCUUGCGAGAGUUCUCUCUUUCUCGAGCUCCUGAUCGUUCACAGACUACCGUGAAAAUGGCGGCCGAGGAGCACUAUGGUCACCACCACCUGCACCGCCACGAACACCGCUCGAAUUUGCACAUGACGCACAACAAUCCUGGCGGUUACAAUCCUGCCCACCCAACCGGUGAACUGGUUUCUGUGUUCUCGGAAGCGAACCCUAACUAUCGACUGGCAGUGAAGCCCGACGGAGUCGUUCUGGCGUUCAAGAACAGGCACGAUCCGCAGCAGCAAUGGAUCAAAGUGGAUAUGAGGGACAAAUUCACCGACCAGCAAGGAUGCCCUGGAUUUAUCCUGAUAAACAAAGCCACGGGAAUGGCUCUGAAGCAUGGCACCGAGCUUGGUGAUCCUGUGACAGCUGAACUGUGGCGCCCCAAUUAUCUUGACAACUCUAUUCUCUGGUCUCAAAGCAGCGAUGUAGGCAAAGGGUACUCAACCAUCAGGCUUGUUACGAACAUCACACUUAAUCUGGAUGCCGAUCACGGUGACCGAAAGCAUGGCGGUAUCAAAGAUGGCCAUCGACUACUCCUUCACACGUGGACCAAGGGCGAGAAUCAGAAGUGGAAGAUGGAGCCCGUCGAAGUCGAACCUGAACCCUCUCCUUAUGAUUCCUGAGCUUUGAACGUAUCGAGCUGGUUCACCGCCAUCAGCUUUAUCAAAUCAUGGCACGAACAUCCGAAGGUAGGUUUCCGAAGCAUCAUCCCUUUCAUGCCGGCCUCUCCAUUUGGCGCGAAGGAAGGAAUCUGCGGUAUUUCCAUUCCUGCCUAGCAAAGCGAUUCCGGCACGGGAAGCCAACAUAUCGCCAUGAAGUUGUUGCCAUUCCGAAUCUUUUCUUCUCAUGACAUGUACAGCAGCAUAUUACAAGCCAACUUCCAAGCGUUUCACAGUGUUCACCUGCAGCCCACUCUUGAUAUCUUUAUUGUACGAUAUAUCUACCGGAUGUCCAUUCUGCUGUGAAGAGUGCAUAUCAUCGUACGCUCUUCCCAGUGAGAUUAACAUCUCUUCGGAGGUCAUGUUACGUUUCCCU
Messenger RNA from Marchantia polymorpha subsp. ruderalis, 2544 nucleotides. NCBI's taxonomy places the organism in Eukaryota, Viridiplantae, Streptophyta, Marchantiopsida, Marchantiales, Marchantiaceae. The record is from the annotation of a GenBank genome assembly.